This is a messenger RNA of Pediculus humanus corporis (human body louse), 1281 nucleotides long. RefSeq lists its product as uncharacterized. The coding region runs from base 1 to 1281 and encodes 426 amino acids. Lineage: Eukaryota; Metazoa; Arthropoda; Insecta; Psocodea; Pediculidae. The record is from RefSeq and is a predicted model, not a curated record. The transcript is spliced from 10 exons.
AUGCGGAUACGAUGCCACGGUUUCGUAGAACAAGAUUUUACACCGACUGUUACUGCCACGUGUAAAGGCGGUUACAUGACCAUUAAAGUAUCAACGAAUCAAUCAUUUUUCGGUACGAUACACGCGAGAGAUUAUCGAACUCCAGGCUGCAUGUCCAACGGUAAUGGAACUCAUUUAACUAUUUUGGGAAUAAAUCUUCUCGCACCUCCAGGAACUCCAGAUCACUGUGGAGUUUUAAUUAACAACAGAACAGACGAACAAUCCGUACCUAUAGCCGUUCGAUUACAUAGAACGUUAGAAUUAGCAGAAGAUAAAUUUUACGUCAUAACUUGUGGUAAAGCUGGAUUUAAAAAUACAAGAAACGAAACGUCCCUUGUUUCCCUAAAACUCGUUGAUAAAAAUCGAAAGGUCAAAGUUAACGAAGUUUUAUAUGGACACGAAUAUAUAUUAAGAGCGGAUAUUUCCAGGCCCGACGGUUCAUACGGAAUAAGAGUAAAAUCGUGUUUCGCAUUUAAUAAAAGAAACAACAGCGUGCCAUUGAUCGACGAAAAAGGGUGUCCAUACGAUACGAUGGUUAUAACGCCUUUCAGAUGGGAUUACAACGCGAACGCCGCAGAUGCAAUUUUAUAUUCCAUGUUUAGAUUUCCAGAAAGUUCUCAGACUAAUUUUCAAUGCGACAUUGCCGUUUGCAAAGGUUCGUGUCCUGAACCCGUUUGCGACGACAAUAUAGAAACGUUAAACACACUGGAGGGAAGAAAUUUUGGAAGUAAAGAAACAAUUCCAGAUCCAGACGAAGAAGGUACACUAAUGGCGAGCACGAGCGUUUUCGUUUUGGAACCCGGUGCCAGUCCGUACGUGGAAGGAAUAUGCGAAAAUUCCGGUUACCCACCAUGGCUCCUGUACCUGUGCAUAGCUUUCGGUUUGAUGUUUUUAAUAAUGCUUUUGAUAAACAUAUUCCUUUGUUCUGCAAUGACGUGCGCAUGCGCGAGAACGGAAGUUAUUGAAAAAGAACCGAGCAUAAUUGAAGAUUACGAUCCUUAUAGAAGUUGGCACGGAUCUCAAUACGGUUCGAGGUAUUCGUUGAAUGGAAAACCAAACAUGGGUUACACGUCGGGUGGUUCGACAAUGAAUUCAACGAGAAGCAUAUCGACGAAUAGCGAUCAUUAUGCCGUCGUGCACAACAGACCUGAUAGCAGGUAUUCACCGAAUCAUCCUCAACACAACAGAGAUCGACAUCGUGGACCAUCAAGCAAUUACGGAUCGAAUUACGGUGGAAAAUAA